AUGGGGUGUCAUGUAACUAAAAAUGUUAUUUCUGACAAAAAAUUCAGGGAAUAAACAAUUACUGAUGAAAUGUUACAAGGUAUUAUAUCAUAAAUUGUGAGUAUAGAGUGUAAGGUUGAUGAAGAUGCGAAAUCGAGAAUAAGCGUUUACAAUCAAGCACUUGAGAAAAUGCAAAAGAUUCCAAAACUUAGAAAUGCAAGUAUUUUAAGAUUUAUUGUAGUAUUCAAUCCAAUAGUUUAAAGAAGAAAAAUGUAGAAAUUUGAAGAAGACUGA
This is a messenger RNA of Paramecium primaurelia, 273 nucleotides long. The record is from the annotation of a GenBank genome assembly. NCBI's taxonomy places the organism in Eukaryota, Ciliophora, Oligohymenophorea, Peniculida, Parameciidae.